Phyllostomus hastatus (greater spear-nosed bat) is the source of this 2355-nucleotide messenger RNA. RefSeq names its product ankyrin repeat and SOCS box containing 8 (gene ASB8). Bases 186 to 1052 code for a protein of 288 amino acids. Gene Ontology annotation, biological process: intracellular signal transduction. NCBI's taxonomy places the organism in Eukaryota, Metazoa, Chordata, Mammalia, Chiroptera, Phyllostomidae. The transcript is spliced from 4 exons. Gene Ontology annotation, molecular function: protein binding. The record is from RefSeq and is a predicted model, not a curated record.
GGCGCGUCCCGCCUACAGACACUUAUCGCUGCGCAGGCGCCCAUCCUAGCCGCUCUCCAAGUCCUGUAAACAGAGGGGCCCACUGGUGACAACUUCUGCUUCCGGGUCACGAUUUGACAGCCGCUCUUACGACCCUGCUCAACCCCAGGAUUUGUCUGGAGCAUGUGAACACACCCUGAGCCUUGAUGAGUUCCAGUAUGUGGUAUAUUAUGCAGAGCAUUCAGAGCAAAUACUCUCUCUCAGAGCGCUUAAUCCGGACAAUCGCUGCCAUUCGUUCCUUCCCACAUGACAAUGUAGAGGACCUCAUCAGAGGGGGCGCGGAUGUGAACUGCACCCACGGCACGCUGAAGCCCCUGCACUGCGCCUGCAUGGUGUCGGACGCCGACUGUGUGGAACUGCUCCUGGAAAAGGGAGCCGAGGUGAAUGCCCUGGAUGGUUACAACCGAACAGCCCUCCACUACGCAGCAGAGAAGGAUGAGGCUUGUGUGGAGGUCCUAUUGGAGUACGGUGCAAACCCCAAUGCACUGGAUGGCAACCGAGACACCCCACUGCACUGGGCAGCCUUUAAGAACAAUGCCGAAUGUGUGCGGGCCCUCCUGGAGAGCGGGGCCUCUGUCAACGCCCUGGAUUACAACAAUGACACCCCGCUCAGCUGGGCUGCCAUGAAGGGGAAUCUGGAGAGCGUUAGCAUCCUUCUUGAUUAUGGCGCGGAGGUCAGAGUCAUCAACCUAAAAGGCCAGACACCCAUCUCGCGCCUGGUGGCUCUGCUCGUCAGGGGACUUGGAACUGAGAAAGAGGACUCUUGCUUUGAGCUCCUCCACAGAGCUGUUGGACACUUUGAAUUAAGGAAAAAUGGCACCAUGCCACGAGAGGUGGCGAGAGACCAGCAGCUGUGUGAGAAACUGACUGUUCUGUGCUCAGCCCCGGGAACUCUAAAAACACUCUCUCGCUAUGCCGUACGCCGCAGCCUGGGACUGCAGUAUCUGCCAGAUGCAGUGAAGGGCCUGCCCCUGCCCGCUUCUCUGAAGGAGUACCUGCUGCUUGUAGAGUAGCCUGGAGGAGAUGCUUGCACCAUCACGCAGGCAAACACAGGCAUGCAACUCGGGGUGAGGGUUUCCCCCGCACUACUAUCUCUUUGUCUUGGAAAACAGGAAAAACAGCUGUUCCUGUUGUGUGGUUUAUAUUUUGAGGCAACGUGUCAUAACGGUACCUUCCACACCAUCUCCUCUCCCCAAAGCAAUCAGCCAACCAAACAAAAAAGUCUUUCACUUCUGUUUUCUGUUUACUUGCCUUUUUAUAUCGCACCCCGCAGAAAUGAGGUUCCCCCCACCCCUCCCCUUUAGGGAAAAAGUCAGCAGUGCAACCUGAUUUCUCUAGGAAGAUGGAAAGUACAAAGUACUUAAAGAAUGUGUGUUUGGUUUUUCUUUGGGGACUUUGGAAGUAAGUUUGGAUUAACACUUUGGAAGAAUCCUCUAGAAGCAUUUUAAUUGAACUGUGAGAAGUUGGAGAAAAAGCCAGCUAACAUUGUGGCCCAAAGACGAACGUACUACAGCCUCAAAGAGGGUGCAGAUUGAGAACGGGGCUGGAUGGUCCCCCCAGAGUGCCACACCACUGGGCAUUCCGAAGGGCCUGGCCCCCUUUCUCACAAUGAAAAGAAAAAAAAAAAGAAACAAGGCAAAGAGGUCUUUGCCUCUUUUCUAUAGUUGUGCCCAAGUAUUACAGUAAUUCAGCAAUAUUAUUUUAGAAAGAUUGUCUUGCUGCUUUCCACACAGUAGGAGAGACAGCGGGUUCUAGGCAGUCCUAAGUACUUUCUUCUAGUGCAGUUCCUCCUCUUCCGGAAAGCCAGUUUGCCCUAAUGGCUUGUCAGGCAUUUCCUGCGCCAGACGAAGGGGUGUACUCUGGCUGGGAGGAGCUGGGCUGGCCUUUCCCGUGGGUCUUCCUCGUCCCCCAGAUGAAGCUCACUCUAAGGGCUGGGGGUUACUUUCAGGUGUUUUGGAAUAUUUGCUCUUCACUGAUCUGUACAGGACACUGGUGGAGGGAAUGGAGUUGGGGGCUGGGGAAAGAGCAUCAUAAGAGCUUUUCUGAGAUGGCCGCCUACCCAAAAAAAGAUGUUUUAGUGAACAAUGUUUAGUUGACAAUAUGCCUCUUCAUGUUCCUAAACUAGAUCAAGUUAUUACUGAUCUUCAAUGACCUGUAUGCAAAUUUGAAAAACUAAAAAAAAAAAAAAAAAAGCCAAUUGGGAACUACAAGUAAACAAUCUGCCGGCAUAGCCGAUUUAAAGAAGUGUAUCUGCUUUUGCCCUAUUGCUAUUGGUGUUUUUGCUUACUUAAAAAAAAAUAAACAAUUCUAAAGCAA